Molecule: messenger RNA, 1013 nt
Organism: Maniola jurtina (meadow brown)
Lineage: Eukaryota; Metazoa; Arthropoda; Insecta; Lepidoptera; Nymphalidae
Product: 3-oxoacyl-[acyl-carrier-protein] reductase FabG-like
Exons: 1
Coding region: 13-780 (255 amino acids)
Molecular function (GO): oxidoreductase activity
Source: RefSeq, a predicted model, not a curated record
UUAGUAACUAGAAUGUCUUUCAAAGAUAACGUAGUGAUUGUGACUGGCGCCAGCUCCGGCAUAGGUGCCGCAGCCGCUUUAAAGUUUGCAGAAGAAGGUGCGAACGUGGUUAUUGUCGCGAGAAAUAAGGAAAAACUGACUGCGGUUGCAGAAAAAUGUGCAGAAAACGGGACAAAACCGCUUGUUAUUGUAGCCGAUUUGGCUACGGAUACAUGUAUAAAGGAGAUUAUUGAUACUACUCUUACCCAAUUCGGAAAAUUGAAUGUUCUGGUGAACAAUGCUGGUAUAUGCGGCUUUGUGGACAUAGUGUCGGAUAAUAUUAUGAAAAAAUUCGACGAGAUCAUUGCCACCAAUUUGAGAGCCGCUGCCUACCUCACCAACCUCAGCAUGCCUCAUCUUAUAAAGUCGCGUGGAAAUGUUGUCAACAUAUCUGGCGUUGCGGCUCAUGCUGUCCUUUUUCCGGGAAACCUUGCCUACUGCACUUCAAAAGCAGCAUUGGAUCAUUUCACAAGAGGUGUCGCUUUAGAUGUAGCAUCUCAUGGUGUACGACUGAAUUCGAUUUGUCCUGGGCCUGUGAAAUCGGAUUAUAUGGACACAUUGAUUCCCGACAAAACCAAGCACAAAGAUUUUUGGGAUACGCUAUCAAAACGGACGGCCCUGGGAAAGUUAAUAGAGCCAAAAGAAGUAGCUGAUUUAAUACUAUACCUGGCGAGUGAUAAAGCAAGAAGUAUCACAGGUUCUUCAUUUGUAAUAGAUGGAGGGAUGCUUCUUAAGGGAUAAAAAUAAUACAUAGUAUUUAGAUAAACAGGUAGUCUGACUAAAUCAAGCGUACAUGUGAACUUAGGCUUUUGAUAAGAUCUGUGUGAAUUUGAAUUCUUAUCAAAAACCUAGUUAGGGUUACGUACCUCAAAGGAAAAACCUUAUAGGAUCACUUUGUUGUCUGUCUGUCUGUCUGUCCGCCUGUCUGUCUGUCUGUCGUGUCUGUCAAGAAAACUGUUGUGGUUAUAUCAUAA